GCAAUCAAGUGUUUGUAAUUACUAAUUAGUAGUAGCCAAUACUGUAAACAUGAAAUUAAAUUUGAAACAUCAGCUAAUUCUACAAUGAUAGUUUAUACAAUAUAAUAACAUUAUAAUAGUUUAUUUUAUCAAGGCUAAAAGUCAUACCAAACUAAUUAAAAAUCAAAGUAACAUACGAAGUUUCGAAUACCAUUUUAUUGGCGAUGAAUGCAUUUAAUUUAGGUUUCAUUUCAAAGUGCUGCUUUAUCCUUCUGUUUUUAUUUGUGUACAAUGCUACGGCUACGUCAUGUAAUUUUAAUAUCAAAUUAAUUCAAACUCUCCACAAUGAAGGGUUCCAUAGGAAUAUAACAUAUGAUAUAGAUUAUGGAGCUUAUGAUGGUAAUGAAAACUGGUAUGAGGGUUGCUCUGUGGGAUUAGAGCAAGUACUGCCAAGUGGUCUUUUUGCUUCUCCUGAUGAACUUGAUGCAUUGAGUUAUAAGACAAAAACCAUAUUCAAGAACAAAGUGGACAUAGAAAUAUCAGCAGAAUUAGCAAGUCCUAUCACUGUUCAUCUACUGGGCUCUGUACAAAGUCAAAAAACAUUUCUAUCCCUACCUGUGCAUGCUCGCUAUCACAAAUCUGUAGCUGGUGGAGGGUAUGUUAAUGUGGAUAUACCUCCCCCACUUCUCUAUAUAAACUGUGGCCCCAAAAAGUUUGGAAAGUGUAGCAGUGAAUCACUUGUCAAUAGCUUCUGUCCGAAAAAUCUUCAGCAUAAGUGCCCCUGGAUACAAGUGCCUGUUGGAGGCGGUGCUCCGCUAAGUUGGAAGAUACCACGUGGGAAUACGCAGCAUCAUGACUUGGUUUGGUUCGGGACAGUAGCAGUCGUUUGCUUUGGUUCCUUAUACAUCUUGAAAGAAAUACACUGUCAUAAGACUAGACAAAAUAAACAAUUAUUAUAAUGUUGGAUAUUAUUUG
Messenger RNA from Pieris rapae (cabbage white), 954 nucleotides. RefSeq lists its product as uncharacterized. The record is from RefSeq and is a predicted model, not a curated record. Gene Ontology annotation, cellular component: endoplasmic reticulum membrane. Gene Ontology annotation, biological process: GPI anchor biosynthetic process. The transcript is spliced from 5 exons. NCBI's taxonomy places the organism in Eukaryota, Metazoa, Arthropoda, Insecta, Lepidoptera, Pieridae. Bases 204 to 938 code for a protein of 244 amino acids.